AUGGGGGACACCAUCUUCUAUGGCUCGCUCUACAACGGCUUUAUACACGUGAGGUUAAACGUCACCAGGGGCGGCAGAUCCUAUGUGUUCAGCAUGACAUACGUGACACAGGUGGGGGCGAGUCGAGACGUGAUGCCAGCGUGGAUGUUCAACACAAGUCUCCUGGGAGAGGAGGUGCUGAGCCGCCCAGACUCGCCCUUCCAGCUCGUCGCCUACAGCUCCUUCCUGCAUGACCUCACCACACUGAACUCAACACUGGACUACAGAAGAGCGGCAACCUCGCACCUGCUGCCCAGCAUGCGCCACCACUUGCAGGGCGCGCGGCGGCGAGUGACCGUCUUUGGCCCGUGGGCGGCCAGAGAGGACAUCAAGCCGCGCUGGGUGAUCAACCGAAGCAACAACGUGCGCGGCAUAGCCUUCGAGGAGGAAGCUUCCAGGCUGCUACCACAAGAAGGAUUUGAAAGGUUUAUGCCAAUGACCUCACUAACGCUCCCUCGAGCGGCGAAUGUCGCGAAGCGGCGCGGGCUGGUCGCGUCGGCCGCCGUGCUGCUACCCGGCGGCGCGAUCGUGCUGCUCCCUAGCGCGAUCGUGCUGUCCGUCUACCUGGCCCUCCACGCCGUGAUCACUCUCUCGCCCCCGGACAUGACAGCGCUUAUCGGCCAGCCCGUGUUGCUGUACCAUUCGCAGUCGCCGCUGUCGCAGCACAAGGGCGCAGCGGGACUGCUUAUAACGGAGCAGCAGUUCAGGAGAACGGCGAGAGUGACAGAGGCGCCGGCAUGGGAUGAUGCUGUGGACGGGUGGACUGACUUGCGACUGGCAGCUCGAGUCAAGUACCGGCCUUCCUCCUCCUCACACCAGGUUUGCUUCACAGCGCCCUUCCCAGGCCCCUACCUGCUCUCGCUGCAUCUGGUCUUCACCAACGUAUGUCAGCUGCGCACUAUUCUCGACAGAGCUUACAACCAAGGCUACCAAAACUAUAGCCUUGUGGCCCUUCGCAAGCUGCAAGUCUCCAGCCCCCCGCGGUACUCCCCAGAUGCGCUCAG
This is a messenger RNA of Closterium sp. Yama58-4, 1043 nucleotides long. The record is from the annotation of a GenBank genome assembly. Lineage: Eukaryota; Viridiplantae; Streptophyta; Zygnematophyceae; Desmidiales; Closteriaceae.